Soboliphyme baturini is the source of this 549-nucleotide messenger RNA. Lineage: Eukaryota; Metazoa; Nematoda; Enoplea; Dioctophymatida; Soboliphymatidae. The record is from the annotation of a GenBank genome assembly.
AUGUCUUCGGCAAAGCUCACCUUACGUAAUUUGUUUACCCUCUUACCGGCGGCCGCCGUUCGGAUCAUGUCAACAGCUAGUUUAGAAAAAGGCGUUAAGAGAGAGGAAACCAGCGGCGAGACCCGGAUCACGCAAAAGUCAGACAGAGGACCAUCCUCGUCGCAACAGAUGAAGCCGGCCGCUGUCAGAACCAGGUCCGCUCGUCAAGAGCAAUGGAGCAGGUCUACGCCAGAGCCGACCACAAAAUACGACGCCUAUCGCCAAAUCCAAGCCAUCACGGAAAUGAGCAGGGGCAACCGUUCCACCGCGACGCCACUCAGCAGAGGUUUAAGGUGUGUGUUCGUUGAGAAAAUUCCAUGUCUCGUCUACUUUUCAGGAUCACUGGUACCGGACAGGUUUGUAAGCGGUGUCGAUGAAGAUCACCAGAUUUUGGCGUUCGUUUAUGACCCGGUUUUGCCCUCGUACAACUUUUUCGUCCCCCUGGAAAGCUGCCUUUCGGGCCUGCGAGGGAGUGUCGUCUUUCGUGUCGCGUUUAACAUUUCGAAAUAA